UUUGGCUGCCGGUUCGAGAGAUCCUCCUUCUCCUCUGUUGCAGACGAGUCAUUGCAGGAGUUUUCGAUGUUCCUAAAAAACCUGGAGGAGCAGAGAGAGAUGAUGAUGAGGAACAUCACAGAGACCCUGAUGAAGCCCCUGGAAAAGUUUCGGAAAGAGCAGCUGGGUUCAGCCAAGGAGGAAAGAAAGAGAUACGAGAAGGAGACCGAGAAGUACUACAGUUCCCUGGAAAAACCUCUGACGUUGUCGGCAAGAAAGAAAGAGCAGCAUUUACAAGAGGCUGAUCUCCAAGUGGAACAGAUGAAGCAACAUUUUCAGGAGUCGUCUCUGGAGUACGUUUGCAAGCUGCAGGAGAUACAGGAACGGAAGAAGUUUGACUGCGUGGAGCCUAUGCUGGCAUUCUUCCAGGCCGUUUUCACCUUCUACCACCAGGGAUAUGAGCUGGCCAAAGACUUCGACCAUUACAAAAAAGCUCUGCAGAUCAACAUCCAGAAUACACGGAGUCGUUUCGAGGGCACCAGGUCGGAGGUCAUGGAGCUGAUGAGGAAAUUCAAAGAGUGCCCCAAGGAGCACAGGCAGACUAGCCCCAUUAGCAUUGAGGGCUACCUCUACGUACAGGAGAAGAGGCCUCCUCCCUUCGGUUCCAGCUGGGUGAAGAGGUACUGCACCUUCGUCAAAAACCAGAAGAUCCUGCACAUGAUCACAUUCGAUCACCGGUCCGGGGGCAAGAUUGGAGAAACGGAAUCCGUCACCCUGAAGUCCUGUUUGCGGAAGACCACCGACGUGCUUGAUCGGCGCUUCUGUCUGGACCUCGAAAUCACUGAUCGGCCAGGAGUGGUGCUCACAGUUCAGACACUCUCAGAUGAUGACCGCAAGUUCUGGAUGCAAGCCAUGGGUGGGAAGGAGCCUGUGAACUACUUGUGUAAGAAUUAUUCCAAAGAAAAAGGAUUUGAUGCACAACUGGAUGACAUUGGGCUGUCAUUUGUGAAGAAUUCAAUCGAAGCCAUUGAAAAGCGGGGUAUCAACGACCAAGGUCUGUACAGAGUGGUGGGCGUCAGUUCUAAAGUACAAAAGCUUCUAGCUGCAGUGACGGACGAGAAGAGCUACAGCGAGGUCAAUUUAUCAACCUCCGAGGAGUGGGAUGUCAAAACUAUAACCAGUGCUUUGAAGGUGUUUUUGAGGAGCCUUCCGGAACCUCUGAUGACCUAUGGGCUGUACAAAGAGUUCAUCAUGUUGGCAAAGAGUGGCAGCCCUGAAUCCCGCGUGCAGUCGAUUCACGCCCUGGUCCAUAACCUUCCAGAGAAGAACCGGGCCGUGCUCGGCCUUCUCAUGAAACAUCUGGCCAGAGUGGCUGAGAACAGCAAGCAGAACCUUAUGACUGUUGCCAAUCUGGGCGUGGUCUUCGGCCCCACGCUGAUGAGGCCCCAGGAGGAGACUGUGGCCGCCAUCAUGGAGCUGAAGUUCCAGAAUAUCGACGUGGAGAUCCUCAUUGAGCACCACCAGAAGAUUUUCGGCGACACCCCUGGUGGGUUGCCAUCGAAGUCCCUCAUCACCCCAACCAGGCUGUCCAAGAAAUCGAGUCGCCAAUCCCGCCCCCUGGCUGUCUACAACCCCCAAAUGGGGGACAUUGCAGUGUGCACCGGCAUGGUCCUGGAUGCCGUCUCCUUGGGCAGCGACGAGUCGGUCUCAUCCCAGUCCUCCACAUCCGGCUCGCCUACAGAGAAAACCCAGAAUGCCCUGGGUGGGAGCGAGGCCAGCAGUGCCCGGGGUGUGGCGGACGCUGUAGGACCUUCCACGGCCCUCUGGUGGAACCUUGCUUCCGUCUGCGCCGACGACCUGACCAGUGCGGCGUCUGCGGUGACCGCCUCCGACACCGACAGGAGGGACGAGAGCAUCCCGGGCCGCAAGGCCAAGGCGGUGUUUCCGUGUGAGGCCGAGCACGACUCCGAGCUGUCCUUCCAGGUGGGCGCCAUAUUCGACGACGUGAUAGUUUCCAGGGAGCCCGGCUGGCUGGAGGGUGUACUGGAAGGGAGGAGGGGUCUCAUCCCCGAGAACUACGUGAAGAUGCUAUAACGGCUGAUGUAGGAGUGGCACCUUACACAUGGUAUCCAUGGUCUCCUGUGCUCUGCCCCCCCCCCCCCCCCCUCCCUCCCUGCCUGCCUCCCCAAAAAACCAACAGUCUGUCUCUGUCAGUAAAACCGACGUGCGUCUUAAAUCAAAGUGCAAGAACAACGUACGUGUCUUAAGGAAUGCAUACCUGCAGCUGUAAUUAUGGCCGAGUGUACAGUACUAUACCAAGAGGAAGCGCGUGUCAUAUUUUAAUUAGCGAAAGCGUAAAGCUUUUGGGGCCUCUGCAUGAACGCUUUCGUCUCCCUCUGGGCCAGGGGCUGCAGCUCCGGCAUGUGCGGUUUCGUAACCCUUUCCUGCGUGGAGGGCGGCCUCACGUAAGAGCUGAUCUAGAGACAGCCAGUCCGCUCCGAACGAUAAAACCUUCACUUUAUUAGGUAGCAUCACCACUGCAACCUGUCAUUAUAGUUACAUUUUAUUACAUUUAUAUUAUCAAUACACUGUGAAUGGACAUUUUAUAUAUUUCUGUUAUAUAAAAUUCACAGCUGUUGUUGGAGUGAGAUUCUUGUUAAAUCUUUUUUUUUUUUUUUUUU
Molecule: messenger RNA, 2660 nt
Organism: Paramormyrops kingsleyae
Lineage: Eukaryota; Metazoa; Chordata; Actinopteri; Osteoglossiformes; Mormyridae
Source: RefSeq, a predicted model, not a curated record